Messenger RNA from Drosophila busckii, 3384 nucleotides. It is a transcript of the gene bab1, whose product is annotated as protein bric-a-brac 1. Gene Ontology annotation, biological process: regulation of transcription by RNA polymerase II. The coding region runs from base 173 to 3076 and encodes 967 amino acids. Gene Ontology annotation, cellular component: nucleus. The record is from RefSeq and is a predicted model, not a curated record. The transcript is spliced from 5 exons. Gene Ontology annotation, molecular function: DNA binding; protein binding. Lineage: Eukaryota; Metazoa; Arthropoda; Insecta; Diptera; Drosophilidae.
ACACACACACUAACACACAUAAACAGACUGGCGAUCAAAUGCAACGUGCUGCUGAUCAAUAAACUUUUGGCGCGCGCUCUCUCGCUCUCUCACACACACACACACACACACACACACACGCGCGUAACGCUCUCUUACACUCCAACGCAAACGCAAAAGCAAACACAACAAAAUGGCGUCCACGGCAGCGCCAACGCCAACGCUACCGCGUCAAAGCAGCAGCAGCAGCAGCGACGCGAUCGAUCGCAGCGAGCAGCUGGACAGCGAAACGAACGCCACGGAGCAGGCGCAAGCGGCUCAGCGGCAGCGCAGCGGGGGCACGCCGCCCAGAAAUACAACGACGCCACCCAGCGCCACAGAUAAGCCCAACACGCCGCCACCCACGCCGCUCGGCUCACCCAAUCCCGUGGGCAGCUCCUCGCCCGGCUCCACGUCCACGCAGCAGCAGCUGCCCCAACAGUUCUGCCUGCGCUGGAACAACUACCAGAGCAAUCUGACCACGAUCUUCGAUCAGCUGCUGCAGAACGAAUCCUUUGUGGACGUGACGCUCGCCUGCGACGGCCGCUCCAUGAAGGCCCACAAGAUGGUGCUCUCCGCCUGCUCGCCCUACUUCCAGACGCUGCUGGCGGAGACGCCCUGCCAGCAUCCGAUCGUCAUCAUGCGCGACGUCAACUGGUGCGAUCUGAAGGCCAUUGUGGAGUUCAUGUAUCGCGGCGAGAUCAACGUUAGCCAGGAUCAGAUUGGGCCGCUGCUGCGCAUAGCCGAGAUGCUCAAGGUGCGUGGCCUGGCCGAUGUCACCCACAUGGAGGAGCUCAACGCCGCUGCCGCAGAGGCAGCCGCGGAUACGGCCGCUGCCUCGCCGGCACAGGUUUCACCCAAGGACACGACGCGCGGCGCGGAGGAUCUCUUGGCCUUUAUGCAGCCGGAGAAGAAGCUGCGCACCAGCGCCGCCGCCGCCGCCUCCAGCGAUUGGGAUUGCGGCGAGCUGCGUCUCUCCCCACUCGAGCGCCAGCAGAGCCGCAAUGUGCGCAAGCGCCGCUGGCCCUCAACGGAUACCAUAUUCAAUCCACCCGCCAGCCCACUGAGCAGCCUCAUUGCCGCCGAGCGCCUGGAGCAGGAGCAAAAGGAGCGCGAGCGUCAGCGCGACUGCUCGCUCAUGACGCCGCCACCCAAGCCGCCCGGCAGCAGCACGCCGCGUCGCCUCACGCCCGCCGCAGUGCUCGAGUCGGCACUGCAGGGCCUGGAGAUGCCCUCACCUGCAACCACACCAGCGCCCAGCAUCAGCAGCAGUGCAGCAGCGGCAGCGGCUGCUGCUGCGCGUUGCUCACGCGCCUUGCCCCAAUCGCUGCCCAGUCCAAGUCCACAGCUGCAGCAGCAAGCGCAUCAUGCUGCCUCCGCUGGCGUUGGCGUCGGCGUCGGCGUACAUGCCGCCGCUGCCGAGGCGCGCUUUCCGCUUGGCAUGGAUCUACCACCGCCGCCACAUCAUCAUGGCGGUCCGUCGACUUCCGGUUCGCUGGCUGAUGAUCUGGAGAUCAAGCCGGGCAUAGCCGAGAUGAUACGCGAGGAAGAGCGGGCAAAAAUGAUGGAGAACUCGCACGCUUGGAUGGGCGCCACCGGUUCUACACUCGCAGACAGCUAUCAGUAUCAAUUGCAAUCGAUGUGGCAAAAAUGCUGGAACACCAAUCAGAAUCUCAUGCAUCAUAUGCGCUUCCGCGAACGUGGCCCGCUCAAGUCCUGGCGACCCGAAACUAUGGCCGAGGCCAUAUUCAGCGUACUCAAGGAGGGACUAUCACUUUCCCAGGCAGCGCGCAAAUAUGACAUACCCUACCCGACGUUUGUGCUCUAUGCCAACCGCGUGCACAAUAUGCUUGGUCCCUCAAUCGAUGGUGGCCCCGAUUUGAGGCCCAAGGGACGCGGACGACCGCAACGCAUUCUGCUGGGCAUUUGGCCAGACGAGCACAUCAAAGGCGUUAUCAAGACGGUGGUUUUCCGGGACAACAAAGACUUAAAAGACGACAGCCUUGCCGCGCAUAUGCCACCGUACGGUAGGCACUCGGACAUGUCAAUGAGUUAUCCUGGCGCUAGUGGCGGCAUGCCCGGUAGCGCACUAGCUUGUCCGAACGGCAUGGGCAGCGGUGGAGGCGGCGCUGGACCUGGAGGCGCUGCCAGCGGUGGCGCUGUGGGCGGCGAGCAGCAAAUGUCACAGGAGCAAAUGUCCGCUGUGGCUGCUGUAGCUCAUAAUAUUCGCCAGCAGAUGCAAAUGGCCGUAGCUGCGCAGCAUCAGCACGGGGAAGCGGGGCCGCCGCCGCCUGGGCUUUUUAAUCUGCCGCCACAUUUGGCGGGCGGACCAGGACGUGCCAGCAUAUCGCCCGCAUUGAGCAGCGGCUCAAACCCAUCGCUGGGUCCACGACAUGCGCCCUCGCCCUGCGGUCCCGCUGGCCUCUUGCCGAAUCUGCCGCCUAGCAUGGCUGUUGCACUGCAUCGUGAUCCCGCCGCCGCAGCGCUGCUUAGCCAGCAGCAGCAGCACCAUCUGCAACAGUUGCAGCUGCACCAGCAACAGCAGCAACAUGCGCUGCAUCAACAGCAGCAGGCAGCGGCAGCUGUUGCGGCGGCAGCGGUGCAUCCGCAUCAUAUGCAGCCGCACAAGUCCGGUUUCGGUGCUAGUUCCAUGCCUGCGGCCAGCGCCGCCUCAUCCGCAGUCCACCAACAGCAGCAGCAGCAGCAGCAGCAACAGCAACAACAUCAGCAGCAGCAGCAGCAGCAACAACAUUCACAUCAGCAACAGCUAAGCAUCUCAAAGUCUAAAAGUCCGCAUCGCAGCGUUACUCCCAGAUUGCACUCACCCCUAACCGAACUGGGACUGGACAUGGGCUACAAGCGUGACUACUCACCCACGCGACUCUUCGCCGACGAUCUUGCCGAGCUGGUGGGCGGCAGCAGCGGCGUAGGCAUCCCUUCUAUAUCGUCGACCACGACAUUGACCACCGCAACUCCAACGCCAACAGGAACUGGCAACGCAACGACGUCCAGUGCGGACAGCAUCAAGGUGGAGCCCAUUACUACCAGCAGCGAGUAGAGCGCGAGCGUCCAUGUCAAGUCCAUACAAUUAAACAAUCAAAACGCGUAAGCAAAAAUUGGAAAAUAUUUUGUAAUGUUAUUCUUUUAUAUUUAAAAUCGGUCGCCUACUUAAGUCCACUUAAAUUUAUUGUCUAGUUUUUAAUUUUAGCUUAACUACACUUAACUCUUUAAAGCGAAAUCAAAAUGAAAGUAUUAUUAUGUUAUAGCGCAUAAUUUUAAAUCAAACAAAUAGCGAUCUCUUUAAUUUUAAGCAAGCCCAAAAUAAUGCAGUCCCCUGGAACAUUCCACAAGCAAAUCCUAAAAACA